UGCUUUAUUAUUUGGUAUCGGUGUUUCGUCGCCUCGCUCUCCGAAAAUGUCGUUGUCAGGCCGCGUUUACUUGAUUACUGGGUCGACUGAUGGAAUAGGCAAGCAUACUGCACUGCGUCUGGCCCAGGCUGGUGGUACUGUCUUAGUGCACGGGCGUAAUCGAGCAAAAGGCGAAAAAGUGGUGGAAGAACUCAAAACUGCUACCGGUAACCCAAAUAUAGAGCUUUUUACGGCUGACUUUUCAUCUCUGGACCACAUACGACAGAUGUCGAGAGAGGUACACGAGCGACAUAGUAGAAUUGAUGUGCUUAUCAACAAUGCCGGGGUUUGGGAGAACCAACGAAUUCUGUCACAGGAAGGAUACGAAAUGACGCUCGCUGUUAAUGUGCUAGCCCCAUUUUUACUGACUUCUCUGUUGCUUGACCUCAUUCCAAAAGGUCGUGUCGACAGUCGCAUAUUAAUUGUCAGUUCAAUGACACAGGCUUAUAACAUAGAUUUUUCCAAUCUACAAUUCGAACGGGAUUAUAGCGGCUUUGCUGCAUAUGGAUUAUCUAAACUAUGCGAUAUAGUGUUUAGCUACGAACUCAGUGAUCGUCUACGGCCUUUGGGGAUAAUCGUCAACUGCUGCGAUCCGGGAACUGUUAACACUAACAUGUUGAUGAAGUCUUACGGACCGAUUGGCAUUCCAAUUGAACAAGCUGACAACGAAUUCUACCUUGCCACCGAUCCAAAAUUCACCGGUGUAACGGGGAAAUACUUCGUUCAACUCCAGGACACGUCGUCAGCAAGUAUUUCAUACGAUAUUAAAACUCGUCGUCGCUUGUGGCAAAUAAUGGAACAGAUGACUGGGGCAACUUAUCCCUGAAAUUUGUAGGUUUAUUCAUCUAUUUUAACUGUCCUCAUGAUUGGCAUAUUUCUGCACUUGGAGAAAUGUGGAACUGUUUAUUGUAAACUUGACAUGUUUGUACUAGUUCAGAAUGGAGCAAUGCAUUGUGGGAUUGCUGCAUCUUAUAGAUGUUUUUUUUAUUAUUAUAUACUGCCAGCCACAAAUGUGAUAUACAAGCCAGAUGUUUAUAUUUUAAUUUGUGUA
Molecule: messenger RNA, 1090 nt
Organism: Saccoglossus kowalevskii
Lineage: Eukaryota; Metazoa; Hemichordata; Enteropneusta; Harrimaniidae
Product: retinol dehydrogenase 13-like
Source: RefSeq, a predicted model, not a curated record